GAGUUUCCCCUAUGCCGAGUCGUACAACGGGCAAAUACAGUAACAAUGUUAGUGUCGCUACUGAGUUCAGGUUCAUUGUCAUUUGGAAAUCGGCUCCAACACAACACCUUAUGAAUUACCGUACUUUAAAUGGGUCGAUGGCAACUUUUCAUAUCAGCUCGGGUCUGUAAAAAAUAAAUACAUUCUCAUCUGACUUUGGCAUCUCGACACUGAAACUGACAGCUCAUCCCCACCCAUUUAAUUCUGGAUGUUGCCGUAUAUCUAUGUCGUCGUGCGCCCUCAGCUCAGCACGACAUAUAUUGACUGAGUUCCACGACUGAUGGGGAUGCAGGAUGAUGAUGACAUUGACUACAGAAUCCUCCUUGCAGCAAGCUCAGAAGAAGAUCUCGUUUUAUUUGAGAAAGAUCUAUGGACAGGUGGCAGUUCAUCUUUAACUUCGACAAAGACUCCUGGUGCAAAAAGUAAACAAUCGCAAAGCCCCUUCACUUGGUCAGAUAAAUUGGUGUUGAAUGUGAAGUCGCUGUUUCAAAGCCGGAAUGAGAGACACUUCCUGCCAGAACCCAAGCCUGAGACUAAGGAUGCGGAAAAUGACACGGUUGCAGGUGAGCUAAAUGCACAGCCUCCUACCAAGCUUGGCCUCGGAACUAGUGACAGUGUGCAAAAUGGAGUUGCAAUACAGGAAGUGAAUGAUGCUGGACUCUGGUCUAAUCAUCGAGCUGUAAUUGGAAGACUUUGGUCUAGUGCCAAGCCUCGGAGUAGGCUUAACAAUGGUGACUGCAUAAGGAUUACAUCCCUUGUGUCAAUAGAAGGUGACACAGCAGAUCACACUGGUGAUAAUGGUACUAGUACUGGUAGUGGCUAUUGUGGCACAGAGUUAGGGGCUGCAGUGUGCAGCAGGAACCAAAGUCUGCUUCACUCCAAGAGUGAAAGUUGGUCCACUCAGCGAUCAUGCAGCACAGAUGAUGGCAACAUAUUGGAUAGCAGCAAGGAUUAUAAUAUUAAUAGUUUAGAGUGCAAUGAAGAGGUAGCAGACAUGCCUGGGAAGCAUUUUUCAGCAUUGGACGGUCAGGUUGAUGAGGUAGGACUGGGAGAGAGUGAGGAAGACCCUCUGUUCGGAGGAAACAGAAAAUCCUCCGAUGUUUAUUACAAAGGUGAAACUACAUCAUGGAGACGAAGGCUCUUGGCAUUUAUGCUGGUCAUUCUCAUUCUGAGUGGAGCAAUAGCAUGUGGAGUAGCUCUCGGUGUGAUAUACGGCAGAGACGACAGUGAACCAAGUACCAGGACUGGCUAUGUCUAUAGAGACGCUGCAGUCGCUGCCGAUGCAGCACGUUGCUCUGAGAUUGGGAGGGAUAUGCUUUUGAAUAAGGGAAGUGCCAUGGAUGCAGCCAUCGCUGGAUUGCUAUGCGUGGGACUGUAUAAUGCUCACAGUACGGGUAUAGGAGGAGGUAGCUUCAUAAUGUACUAUGAAAGAGAGAACAAGACGCCAUACUUUUUAGAUUCCAGAGAAGUAGCACCCAUUCUUGCAUCUACAGACAUGUAUACAAACGAAAGUUCAGAUGCUUCGACUACAGGUGGUCUUGCUAUCGCAGUCCCUGGUGAGAUAAUGGGAUACUGGGAGGCCCAUCAAAGGUUCGGUAGACUUCCGUGGGGAAACCUCUUCAAACCAUCCAUAGAACUUGCUGAGAAUGGUUUUACUGUUGGCCCAGCCCUAGCAAGGGCCAUUGACCAAAAUAGUGAUCGUAUCAUGAAUGAUCCUAGCUUGAGGGAAGUAAUGUUAGAUGAAAAUGGGAACAUUCUAAAGGAAAAUGGUACCAUGUAUAGGCGAAAGCUGGCCCAAACCAUGCGUACACUGGCUGCGGAGGGUGCGGUCGCAUUCUAUAAUGGAUCACUUUCAGUCACCAUAGCAACAGAGAUAGAAGAAAGAGGUGGAAUCGUGAGUGUAGAUGAUCUUGCUCAAUACCAGGUGGCAGUCAAAACUCCUCUAGAUAUAGAAAUUAGUGGUCAUAGAACUUAUACCUGUCCCCCUCCUUGCAGCGGUGCUGUGUUUUCCCUCAUUAUGAAUAUAUUAGAAGGGUAUGAAUUCACCCCAGAAAGUCUACAAUCCGUUGGAGAUGAGACUCUUACCUACCACCGUAUUAUCGAGGCGUUCAAGUUUGCCUAUGCCAAGAGGAGUGCCUUGGGGGAUGAAGACUUUGUAGACGUUGCAGACCUUGUAGCAAAUCUGACAUCCCAAGAUUAUGCAGAUAGUAUACGUGCUAGGAUAACUGAUGAUCGCACCCACGAUACAGAUUAUUACGAUCCGUCGUUCAAAAUUGUAGAAGAUGGUGGUACCUCUCAUAUUUCAGUCGUGGAUCAAUUUGGAAAUGCUGCUUCAAUUACCAGUACUAUUAAUACAUAUUUUGGCUCCAAGGUGCGAGGAAACAAUACAGGGAUAAUCUUUAACAAUGAGAUGGAUGACUUUUCCAAGCCCGGAGCUCCUAACUAUUAUGGAGUGCCUCCGUCCCCGUCAAACUUCAUCAUUCCUGGAAAGCGCCCUCUUUCUUCGAUGACGCCAGUAAUCAUGGUUGAUGAGGAGGGAGAUGUUGAAUUGGUUGUGGGAGCAUCUGGAGGAACCAGAAUCACCACAGCAACCAGUCUGGUUACCAUGGAAACACUCUGGUUUGGCUCGAGUCUUGAAGAUGGUGUCGAGAGGAGACGUGUUCACAAUCAGCUAAUUCCCAAUGCCACCCGAUACGAAGUAGGAUUCCCUCAGGAAGUUGUAGAUGGUCUGGUCUCGAAAGGGCAGGAUGUGGAGGAGAAUUCAGGCAUAGCUGUUGUCCAGGUGAUCCAUCGUCUGGAGGAUCAAUGGCUGGGAGCGUACUGUGAUAGCAGGAAAGAUGGCAGACCUUCCGGAUUUUAAAUAUUGACCGGGGAGGGGCCACUUCCAUUGACAAGUGGAUAUCGUGGGUGUCUAAGAAAGAGUGUAGAAAGGGCAUGAUGCAGCAUGUUUAGUAUGUAACGUAAUGAGGGUGUCAAAAACAUCAAAUUGCUGAAAAAAGGGUAUACUUUUUUGUAUGUCAUUUACAUGAUAAGGGU
This is a messenger RNA of Lytechinus variegatus (green sea urchin), 3075 nucleotides long. Its product is annotated as glutathione hydrolase 1 proenzyme-like. NCBI's taxonomy places the organism in Eukaryota, Metazoa, Echinodermata, Echinoidea, Temnopleuroida, Toxopneustidae. Gene Ontology annotation, molecular function: glutathione gamma-glutamate hydrolase. The coding region runs from base 320 to 2899 and encodes 859 amino acids. The transcript is spliced from 11 exons. Gene Ontology annotation, cellular component: plasma membrane. The record is from RefSeq and is a predicted model, not a curated record. Gene Ontology annotation, biological process: glutathione catabolic process.